UCAUCAUCUCCUCCCCCUCCCCAUCCCCAUCCCUUUCCCUUUCCCUUUCCCUUUCCCUUUCCCUUUCCCUUUCCCUUUCCCUUUCCGCCUUCCGCCCUCGCCCUCGCCCUCGCCCUCGCCUCCCGCUUCUUUUUUCUUUUUCUUCUUUCUUUUGUGUCCAUCUCCCCUUCCUCUUUACCUAUAUACCUCUUCGGUUACGUGCGUUUGGCCGUCUGUGUGUGUGUGUGUGCAUAUUGUAUAAGUUGAGUUCGUGGAGGCUUAGGAUUUAUAGAAGUAGGACCGAUAAAUAAAGUUUGGGAGAGAAGCCAUUCUUGACCUUCUAAAUGUAUUCCAAGAUCAAGAACCAACCUCGUUCAUUACGCCAUCAUCAUCUCCAUCAUGUUUUCUCGAUUCCCAUUUGAAAUCCUCACAACUAUUGCUCUUUUAAUUUCACAAGAAGACAAAUUAAACUGCUCAGCAGUAUGCAAAGCAUGGCGACGUCCAUUUCAGGACUCAUUGUGGAAUAGCGUGGAAAUCAACAGCAUGAACAUUGACAUGAUUUGUGAUUCAUCACCUUAUCAUCAACGUCUAUUCAAAACCAACGGUCAUCGUGUCCGGUCUAUGGUCCUAGGAGGAUGGACUCGUCUGAACAGCAAACAAAUCCUCAAACUUCAGUACUAUUUUCCACACUUAAAAUCUCUUUCGAUCCAAGACAAGAGUUUGAGUCGCAACGAUUUCGGAAAAGCUACCGAUUGGUGUCACUGGGGAUCUUUGACACGCCUAGAGAUUAUCUUGCCCAGUUUAGAACACAAGAACCUAGAAACUUAUUUUCUCGACGUAGUAGGCUCCUUACCUUGUCUUGAAUACCUUGACAUGUCCGAAGGUGUCUGUACCGGCAGAUACCUUUACACCUGGCGAGAUUUUGAAACCCUGCACGAAAAACUACCACGCCUGGAGCAUCUACGGAUGAAAGUAUCAUUGGCGCCCAUUCUUGUAAAUGACGUCCUAGAGAUUCAAGACACUAAAAGCGCCCCAUCCUUGUCUGCCGUCCACCUGUUUGGCGAAACAAUGGACCCUCAGUGGCUUUACUACUGCGCCCUCAAAUACCCAAACAUACACACAUUCGAGUGGAAAAUAUUCUAUGGCUACGACACCGCCCACGAGAGAAUGACGGACACAAUGUAUGCUGCCAUGGGUCUGGCUAUGAAAAUGAUUUCCUCGCUACCCUCCUUUUUUCCACAUCUUAAAAAGGCAAUCAUCGAAGAGAUUUCGGAUGAAGGAAGACUACACACUCUGUUCUGGAAGAAGCUUCGACAGUCUGGUGCAUCUCUUGCACAGCUAGAGUACCAUGUGCGCGGAGAAGUCAUUGCUCCUUACCAAAUACAGACCAUCCUGCGGGAAUGUAGCCAGACCUGCUCAGAUACACUCGAGACUCUCCAACUCCAAUUCUAUACAUCUGAUUCCUAUCUCUGUAUGGCACCAAUAUCACUUGGCACAUUCCCCUGCCUGGUAAAUCUCACCAUCAACCUUCUCUACAAUCAUUUUGAACUCGAUGUCAUUUUGGACAAUUGUAUAAAUCUUAAAAAAUUAAAACUUCAAAAUGGCACAAGUUCCAUUAGUCAUGGGGCACUAAAAUACCCUCAACAACACGGUCUUCAGACAUUUGAACUGGUUUCCGUAAGAGUCAAUCUAGCAAUAUUCAGACAUCUUUCGUACCGUUGUCAGCAGUUGCGACAUCUCGAGCUCGCCACCUUACGUAUAGCGGAAAAGAUUUGCUCAAAGACUGGGAAUCUUCUGUUAGACAUGCCAUUUACCCAGUUGGAAACGUUGAAACUCUGUGACCUUGUACUAUAUUCGGAAAAAGAUGAUUAUAGUAAUCCCUAUUAUUACGACAACGACAGUACCGAUAGUAUGGAUAGAUACCACCAAAUACAACUGUUUGUUAUCGAACAAACUCAUACCAACCCACCAAUCCCUGACAGUCCUGUACAGUGUCAUGCGGUACUGCCGACCUCUCCACCAACCUCUCCACACCCGCAAUCACCAUCACAAUCACCUAUAACCAAAGAUACCACAUGGUUUCAUCGCUGUCUCGGAUCCCCCCAUAAUCAUAAUAACGACAAUAGCAAUAAUAUUAAUAAUAAUACUCCUAGCCAAGAGAUUCGUGUUCUUGAGAAAGAGCAAGUUGAGACGGCUUGCAAAUAUUUUCAAACCUUUCAAGCGCAAUCCCAAGAGGAAGCCACUCACUCGGAUAUCGAACGAGAUGAGGAUGGGUUGGUACUUGAGCAAUAUUGGCAAAAGGAUCUUCCAGAGGGCUAUAUUACACUACGUUGUAAGUCGGUGGACCAGUAUUCUAUAGAAGGUCUUCCGGACCACACAAUAGACGGAACGUAAAGAUUGUUGUCAUUAUUAUUUUUUCUGUAAAUAUAUAUAUCUUAAAAUUGGACUUUGAAACAUAAGAAGAAGAUGAUGAAGAAGAAGAAAUAGCAAAGAAAACACUAUUUUAUCUUUAUAUCUAUACUUGUUAUUCUAUGUGGCUGUCUGCAAUCCAGAUACAUACAUACAUACAUAGAGAAAAAGAGAGAUUAGAUGCAAGUGUAGACUUAUUAGAUCUACUGCUUUCUUAAAGGCAUCAAUCUUUUAUUUCCUGUAGAUAUCUUGGGAAUAAUGUAUUGAUAUACCAGCAAAAAUAACACCAUUAUCCUCC
Phycomyces blakesleeanus NRRL 1555(-) is the source of this 2686-nucleotide messenger RNA. RefSeq lists its product as hypothetical. Gene Ontology annotation, molecular function: protein binding. The record is from RefSeq and is a predicted model, not a curated record. The coding region runs from base 379 to 2373 and encodes 664 amino acids. The transcript has 2 exons. Lineage: Eukaryota; Fungi; Mucoromycota; Mucoromycetes; Mucorales; Phycomycetaceae.